Raphanus sativus (radish) is the source of this 1728-nucleotide messenger RNA. RefSeq lists its product as uncharacterized. The transcript has 2 exons. Gene Ontology annotation, biological process: defense response. The record is from RefSeq and is a predicted model, not a curated record. Bases 1 to 1728 code for a protein of 575 amino acids. NCBI's taxonomy places the organism in Eukaryota, Viridiplantae, Streptophyta, Magnoliopsida, Brassicales, Brassicaceae.
AUGUCGAUGAUGUUCCCAUCAUUUCAGCUACUAGAGUUGAACAUAAUCUCAGCGCAAGACCUAGCUCCUGUCUCCAGCAAGACAAAGACUUACGCGGUUGCAUGGGUUCACUCCGAGCGUAAACUCACCACGCGCGUCGACUACAACGGCGGAACAAACCCAACGUGGAACGACAAGUUCGUAUUCAGAGUCGACGACGAGUUUCUCUACGCCGACACUUCAGCCGUCGUCAUCGAAAUCUACGCUCUACAUUGGUUCCGAGACGUUCACGUAGGCACGGUCCGUGUCCUCGUCAGCAACCUCAUCCCUCCUAGCCGUCGUCCAGGGUACAGAACCGGCAACAACAACGACUACCACCAUCGCACUACGCCACCUCAGGGAAUGAGAUUCGUCGCGCUUCAGGUUCGUCGUGCCUCGGGUCGACCUCAGGGGAUAUUGAACAUCGGUGUUGGAGUGCUUGAUGGUUCCAUGAGAAGCAUGCCGCUUUACACGCAUAUGGAUUCCUCUGCUGUGGGGUAUAGAGAUUUGCUAGGCGAAGAGGAUCGUCAUCUACAGCAUUUGCAUUUGAAUAGUAACAAAGGAAGCUCUAAGAAUCCACAAUCUCCGUCUUCGAGGCAGUUUCAGUCUGUGGUCUCGAGACCAGAGCUCCGUCGUACGAAGAGCGAUACGAGCUCGAUGGUUGUUUCGGAUCUUUUAAGCAGAGUUGAACGUAGCCGGUUAGCUAGACAGCCGGCAAGCGCAUUAGUAAGCACUGAAUCCGAAACUGAACCAACCACGACCGAUACUGAUGCCACGGAGAUAAAAGAGAAUGGACCUAAAGUCAUGAAGCAAAUAUACGAACCAGACUUCAUAGAUCCACAGCCAAGGGUGGUUGUCACGAAUCAGACCUCAUACCAUCAGUCGUCACGUAAAACACCUAGAAAAGUGACAAUGAACGAGAAACAUAGACCGGUUAAGGCUCGAGCGUCACCGUAUUUAUCAAGACAUGGAACGCCGUUGAGAUCUAACAUCGUUGCAUCUUCUCCUAUGCAUCCUAACGGUAACGGAGUUAGGUCAACACCGAUGAGAUCAAAUAUCGUCGCCAUGUCUCCCAUGCAUCCCAACAUGACUCCCAUGACACCCAUGCAGACUCCUAUGCGUUCCAACAUGACUCCCAUGCAGACUCCUAUGCGUUCCAACGUGCUUAGAUCGACUACUCCAAUGAGACCAAACUACAUGUCCACACCGAUGAGGGCAUCGAACUUAGCUGGGAGGAGAAUCUUGACCGAGUCUGAGUUAGGUCCAUCGCCAUCAGAAGUCGCCGAGAAGAUCGCCAAAGAGAGGUCUCACGCUAACGACACGGAGAGCUCGAUACUCAGCGAGUGGAGCAUCGACGAAACUAGCGUGGAAGGACUACGUUCGAAACUCCAGAGGUGGCGUACGGAGCUGCCACCGUUGUAUGAUAUAGGAUCGAGCCAAGUGAGCAGCACCGAGUACGACGGUUCAACGGUCGUCCCUGGAGGAAGGAGCUCUAGACAGAAAACUCCAGCGGUGAAGAAGAGACAUAGUCGUAGGCAUACUGAGGGAGGUAAUGGACUUUUCUCGUGUUUUAGUAAGAUUUGCGGCGUGGAAUGCAGUUUUGCGUGCGGUGGUGGUGGUGGUGGUGGCACGGAUCAUGACGAGUCGAGGAAAGGUAGGGGUGGUCGCGUGCAUCGCACCUACUCUGCUUCUGAUUUGAGCUCUUUGUGA